Molecule: messenger RNA, 2122 nt
Organism: Odobenus rosmarus divergens (Pacific walrus)
Lineage: Eukaryota; Metazoa; Chordata; Mammalia; Carnivora; Odobenidae
Gene: GPAT3
Product: 1-acylglycerol-3-phosphate O-acyltransferase 9
Exons: 13
Coding region: 200-1501 (433 amino acids)
Biological process (GO): triglyceride biosynthetic process
Cellular component (GO): endoplasmic reticulum
Molecular function (GO): glycerol-3-phosphate O-acyltransferase activity
Source: RefSeq, a predicted model, not a curated record
CGGCCUGGCGCCAGUUCCGCCCGCGGCGGGUGUGCAGUGGUGCGGUGCGUCCGCAGGGAUCCGUGCUCCGGGAGGGCCUGGGUGAGAGCCCGGCUCCGCGCCUCUGCUCCCGGAGCUACUGCCCGACUGCCUGGGGACGGGGACAGCUGUCGCGCUCGGACCUCCUCCGUGGACCCCUUCCGAGAAGGUGCGCCCAGCCAUGGAGGGCGCAGAGCUGGCCGGGAAGGUCCUUUCCACCUGGCUGACGCUGGUGCUCGGCCUCAUCCUCCUGCCUUCGGCCUUCGGGGUGUCUUUGGGCAUCUCCGAGAUCUACAUGAAGAUCUUGGUGAAAACUUUAGAGUGGGCCACAAUACGAAUUGAAAAAGGAGUCCCAAAGGAGUCGGGUCUUAAAAACUCAGCUUCUAUUGGUAUUAUCCAAAGAGAUGAAUCACCCAUGGAAAAAGGGCUCUCUGGUCUGCGAGGAAGGGACUUUGAGCUGUCUGACGUGUUUUAUUUCUCCAAGAAGGGCUUGGAAGCCAUUGUGGAAGAUGAAGUGACCCAGAGGUUCUCCUCAGAGGAGCUUGUGUCAUGGAAUCUCCUCACAAGGACCAAUAUAAAUUUCCAGUACAUCAGUCUGCGACUCACCAUGGUGUGGGUGCUGGGCGUCCUAGUACGCUACUGUGUCCUACUACCCCUGAGGGUCACCUUGGCUUUCAUUGGGAUCAGUUUGUUGGUUAUAGGAACUACACUGGUUGGACAGCUGCCAGACAGCAGCCUCAAAAACUGGCUGAGUGAAGUGGUCCACCUGACGUGCUGCCGGAUCUGUGUGCGAGCCCUCUCCGGUACCAUUCAUUAUCAUAACAAGCAGUACAGACCCCAGAAGGGAGGAAUUUGUGUUGCCAACCACACUUCCCCAAUAGAUGUUUUGAUCUUGACCACGGAUGGAUGCUAUGCUAUGGUUGGCCAGGUCCAUGGUGGAUUGAUGGGAAUUAUUCAGAGAGCUAUGGUCAAGGCUUGUCCACAUGUCUGGUUUGAACGCUCAGAAAUGAAGGAUCGACACUUGGUCACUAAGAGACUAAAAGAACACAUUGCUGAUAAGAAAAAACUACCCAUAUUAAUCUUUCCUGAAGGGACUUGCAUCAAUAACACUUCAGUCAUGAUGUUUAAAAAGGGAAGCUUUGAAAUUGGAGGAACCAUACAUCCAGUUGCAAUUAAGUACAACCCUCAGUUUGGGGAUGCAUUUUGGAACAGUAGUAAAUACAACAUGGUGAGCUACCUGCUUCGUAUGAUGACCAGCUGGGCCAUCGUCUGUGAUGUGUGGUACAUGCCCCCGAUGACCAGAGAGGAAGGAGAAGACGCCGUCCAGUUUGCUAACAGGGUUAAGUCUGCCAUUGCUGUGCAAGGAGGAUUGACUGAGCUUCCCUGGGAUGGAGGGCUGAAGAGAGCAAAGGUGAAGGACACCUUCAAGGAAGAGCAGCAGAAGAAUUACAGCAAGAUGAUUGUGGGCAAUGGAUCUCUUUGAAUUGGACUGAAUCCUACCCUGGUGAUAAAACCUGGCUUCUCACAACCAGCCCCUAGAAAUGGAAUGUGUUGGGUUUUUUUGGCGAGGGAGUAGAGUAUUGUUUUGUUUUACUGGUUUUGUUUCUUGUUGUUGUUAAUCUUUUCUACAGGAUGGAUCGUCUCUACCUCUUUAUGCCAGAGGCAGAACCCAUUGGGGGCCCUUUUCAGCUUUUGUUAUUGUUAUAGCUUAACUUCAUGAACUGUAAGGUAGGUUUACUGAGUUUAAACAGAUCCUGCCUUUUGUAAAAUGAUGAUGUCAUCGUUGAUUGAACGAAAUACUUGUGCAGGAAAAAGUGCUUCUAAAACACUUUUGGAAUUCACUGUGUUUCGAACUCGUUGAUAUGGUAAUUCUCAAAAAAAAUCCCCCAAGCUCUUUUCAUGAUUAAUUUUCUCACUCCUUCUCCCCUCACCUCCCUCUUCAAUCACUUAAACAGCGAGAUUACACAUCAGUUCAAGGUUACCUCCACGGUUACCUUCUACUGCAAGAUCGAAAAGAAAAAUGGAGGACGUUUUUUAGGAGAAAGGACAAAUUUGUGGCCACUUGAUCUGAAAGUUGAAAGCAAAUGUAAAUAUUUUUGUUUUU